UGGGAAGCUCGCAGUUCGGGCUCCUCAUCGGUGCUAUUUUUGAUUGCCUAUCUCAAGUUUGAACCCUAGUGAUUUUAUCCACACCACCAGUGCCUAUCAUGGGCCGAUCGUCACUCCUCAGUCCGGAUGGCCAGUUUCCCAUCGUCCUGAUUCCGGAUAAUGAAGGGACCGAGGACGCAGGGACAGCCACCAACUCGGACGCAGAACCAACCGAGUCGUACAGGCACAGAAAAAGGUUAAACUACGGGAACGAACGACAGCAGCGCCAGCAGCCGCAGCCACAAGCGCAACCGCGACCACCACCAGCGCCCCGUCAUCCCAUUCCGUUCAUGCAAGAAGCCUUUGCAGAAUCCCUAUUCGAAGCCACCCAGGGCGGUGCGACCCCAAAACCCAAACUGCGUACCGGCGACGCCAAAACCCGUCGGGAGCAGUUGUUGGAGCAAGACAAGUCGGCCGAGCCCCCAGCGGCCCAAUGGCGCUAUCGUCCGGGGCAACAAACGCAUGAGCUGCGUCGACUAAUGUCACAAAUCUCCUUCGGCGUUUAUCUUUUGCUCAACGGGAUGGCAAACAGUCAGAUGUCGGUCGUGACAAUUCUCCAAGGGCAUAUUGACGAGGUGGAUGAGUUUCUGGAGACGGUCCUAGAGGAUAUUGGCCUGGCAACCAAAGAUUUGAACGAGCGUAUCAUUCAUCUAAGGUUGCCGAUGGAUAACAUGGAGUUUUUCGAACGGAUGCUGGAGGAUCGCAACUUUCGGCUUAGAAUUAUCGAAGGAAACGAGAAAAUCGAGCAUAUCGUGGCCCGGACACAGGUCGCCCUUCAGCAAAUCAUGAAUGAUAUUACCGAAGGACUGGAGUCUACGCGGGAUUUUACUAUGUAUCUGGCGGAACAGCAGCACGGUCGCUGGCGGAAAGAGCGCCCAGACGUAAUCGACAUAUUUGAUGCAAUGAAGGGAAAUACCGAUGGGUGGUUUCAAGCGUUUAUGGACUUGGAAGAGAAGGGCAAUGCUCUAAAUAGAGUAAUUGUCCAGUUGAUUGGCAUCAUUUCCGAGAUGGAGCGGAGGGCGGGUGAAGUGAGCCGAAAGACACGAUUUACCAUCGAGCCUUUCACAUCACCGCGUCAUAGCCCCCAUGCAUCCGACGCAUCCUCGGUUACAACACCCCCGACGUCUCCCAUCGCCAAAACUCCGAAUACACCCCCUCGCUUAUCGUUGCGGCUCAGUUCGAUCGUGGAGGGCAAGCAGUCGUCGCCAACCUCAUACUUCGACCUAAAAAUUACUCGUACAUCUACGCAUUCAACGUCAAUGGGUAUCCCACCGACAGUCCAAUCGAAGGAGAUCACAGAAGAGGAAGGCACAGUGGCGAAUAGUGCAAAUAGGUCUUCAACAGAAUUGGAACUUCCAAUACAGUCUCCGCCCCCGCCAGCCCGAAAUCCUCACCGGCUCUCUAAGCCCGCUCCUUCUCAAUCUGCGCUACAUCAGCUUGAGACAGCUGAGAACAGGGAAGAAAUCAACGAGGAGGAGGAGGAGGAGGAGGAAGAAGGAGAAGGAGAAGAAGAAAAGGAUGAAGAAGAAGAUGAUGACAAUGAAGAAGAAGAAGAAGAAGAAGAGCCGGUCUACCUCCUUCAACCCAAAACGUAUACACCACAAACAUCACCUCUUCCCUCUCCUCGCGUGUUCGACCGCCCGAAGCCGAAGGAUGAACCGGUCAGCUGCAAGCCGGAAUUACCGGUGCCCAUUAUUGGAAAGCCGAAGGAACAGACAUUGGAGGCGAAGGCGUAUAGUCAGGAACCGACAUUGGAGGCAAAGGUCUAUACUCAGAAACCGACAUUGGAGGCAAAGGUGUAUAGUCGGGAACUGACAUUGGAGGCAAAAGUGUAUACUCAGAAACCGACAUUGGAGGCAAAGGUCUAUACUCAGAAACCGACAUUGGAGGCAAAGGUGUAUAGUCGGGAACCGACAUUGGAGGCAAAAGUGUAUAGUCGGGAACCGACAUUGGAUGCAAAGGUGUAUACUCAGGAACCGACAUUGGAGGCAAAGGUGUAUAAUCCACGUGCAGCACAACCCCAGCCUAGGCCACAACCUUCGAAGCCAACGUUAGCUCCGGCUGAUACGAGAGAUUCAAGACCAACUUCAAAGCAAAGCCACAGGACGAUACCAGAGUCACCCCAGUUGAGACCGCAACCUUCGAGGCCCAAAUUGGCUCCAGUCGAGACAAGAGACUCCAGACCAACAUCAAAGCAAAGCCACAGAAUUUCGCCGGAAUCAUUGCCAGAGGUUGUAGUCCAUCCUGGGCAAGAAUCCUCAUUCAGACGACGAGUUUCACAGAAGACGACACCGCCGGACUCAAUACAUAUACCUCGACCCGACUCACCAGAAUAUCGAGACUCGUUAUUCCCAACGUCCAGAACGUACCAUACAUCAGAUUCUGCUUAUGGAUCGGACAUGGAGCGACCACAUGUCAACUCAAUUGCAUCAUUCGAUACAGUUGCCGACUUUCCGCCGCCACCAGCACUCAUGCACCCCGGAUUUGUCUCAUCACCUCACUCAGAGAGCGGAAUGCAGUUUUGGCGCCCUGUUCAGGCGAGCCCGCACUCUCCUUUGCAACAAAGACCGCACACUUCAGGAACCCAGUAUAGCGCGCAGGGGCAACAAUCGGCCUCAUAUCAGUCGCCGUACCAGUCCCCACAACAACCACUCGGUCACCUUCACCAGGUGCCGCCACGGAACCUCCCUUCUGCUAUGGGCAUGAGCGUGAGGAGCAACAUGACGACAGGAACGACAGCGAGCCAGGAGACCAACAGUGGAAAAUCACUGAAGAAAAAGCGAAGCGCGUUUGGGUGGCUGAAGAAGGCGUUCGCGCUGGACGAAGAGGAGCGUGCCGCUUUUGAGGCGAGAAGACAGAUGGAGACGAGGAAUCUCUACUAUGAUGGUAGAAGUGCCCAGUUCUUGGACGGGAAACGGAUACAGGCUCCACUGCCUCGCCACCCUGGACCAUACCAGCAUGGGCCGUAUCAGUCUCAACAGUUUCAGCAGUCUGGGCAGUUUCCUCCCGGACAGUUCUGAGAUCUUGAGGGAAAAACGAAGGAAAGAAAGGAAAAGACGGAAAGUGGCAGGCAUGAGGCUGGCCAUC
Neurospora hispaniola is the source of this 3126-nucleotide messenger RNA. RefSeq lists its product as uncharacterized. The transcript has 2 exons. Lineage: Eukaryota; Fungi; Ascomycota; Sordariomycetes; Sordariales; Sordariaceae. The record is from RefSeq and is a predicted model, not a curated record. The coding region runs from base 99 to 3059 and encodes 986 amino acids.